Stegodyphus dumicola is the source of this 570-nucleotide messenger RNA. RefSeq names its product putative exonuclease GOR. The record is from RefSeq and is a predicted model, not a curated record. Gene Ontology annotation, molecular function: nucleic acid binding; exonuclease activity. Lineage: Eukaryota; Metazoa; Arthropoda; Arachnida; Araneae; Eresidae. Gene Ontology annotation, cellular component: nucleus.
AUGUAUCGAGAAAAUAGAGCAACAGAUCCAACGCAACGUUGCUGCGUGCGUUGCAGAGACACUUUCUACAUAUUGGAUGAUGGAACUUACCAUUCGGAAACGUUAUGCCGUUUCCAUACUAAAAAACUGACAGCUGGAACGUAUGACUGCUGCUACGGCAAUUCUAUGUCUGAGGGAUGUACGUGGCAUUUCCAUGUUACAGCGGAACGAUCUCCCAGAGACGUGGAGUUUGUUAAAACACAAGAAAAGCAUGAGCUAAAUCGAAACCAGUCCCGCACAGUGUAUGCCCUAGAUUGUGAAAUGUGCUAUACCACGAGAGGCCUAGAAGUUGCGAAAAUAGGAAUAGUGGGCAUGGAUGGCUUAACGGUGUACGAAUCCUUUGUCCUACCAGAACAUCCGAUAUUGGAUUACAACACUGUAUACAGUGGGAUAACAGCCAAUGACCUGAGAGGUGUAUCAACUACAUUAGCUGAUGUGGAAACAUUUCUGUUAAAAUUGCUAAAUAAGAACAGCAUCCUUGUGGGUCAUGGCCUCGAGAAUGAUUUGAAGGUGAGCAUAUGGUUUCUAUGA